CAAUAGUUUACUCGACCCAGCCUGUCGGGUCCACCUACAGGGUUGCACAGGACGAAAGACGCAUUCCUGAUUUCUCUGCAUUCUGAUGCCUUUGAAGACUUAGACAAUCUCGGAUGUAUGCGAUGUCCUUGUCAAAACCCUGGAGUCAUUUCGGUCCUCACCAUCCCUUCCCGGAAAAACAGAACUAUUACCGGGACCCUCUUCCCCCAUCUCUUCUUUCUCCACUAGGAUUUUCAAUUUCUGCUGCCUUUGCCCCUGGUUCCAAUAUGAGCAACGCCAACAUGAACGCCCUGCCUCUGGACGAGAUGGAGCGCUUCCAGAAGCUGUCCAAUGAUUUCGAGCCGGAUAUUCAGGGCCCACUGGUGUCGACGAAGCAGUCCAGUCACAGCAUCGCGAUGGACUAUGCCAAUGCCGACCCUACUCUUGCAACAAAAACAAAUGCUCUUGCAAUUACCCACCCCAUGACUCGUAUCAUGAAAGGCGAUGGGAAUUGCGGCUGGCGUGCUGUGAUAUUUGGCUACUUCGAAACACUUUAUUCCCUUCAAGACCCCCUGCGUGUGCAGCGGGAAUUGAGCCGCAUCCGAUCGCUCAACACAUUGCUGGUUCAGGUCGGCCUCGAUCCCAGUCUCUACGAGAUCUUUGUGGAUGCCACUGAAGACACGUUCGCACAAACGUCUGCGGCUAUCCAGAAUGGCGAGCGGGAUGGGACAUUCCUUGUCAAUGCCUUCAAUGAUGAUUUCAACUCGAAUUCCAUCAUUACCCACUUCAGACUACUCACCAGCACUUGGAUGAAACUCAACCCUCAACAAUACCAAGCGUUCCUCUCCGGUCCUCUGGACGAGUACUGCGCUAAGCAUAUUGACCCCCUCAAGACCGAAAUCGAUCAAGUUGGACUGCAGGCUUUGCUCGACGGUGUCAUUCAAGGAUCCGGGUUUGGAGUCGAGAUCCUUUAUCUUGAUCGAAGCGAGGGCGAUGCGGUUACACCGCACCGGCUGGUUUCCGGAUCUUCUCCCAAUGGACCAACCAUUCGCCUUCUUUACAGACCUGGCCACUAUGACCUCGUCUACCGAGCCGAACAGACUGUGAAUAUGGCACCCAUGGUCAACCUCCAAUACGGAAUGACUUCUAACUAUACCCCCUGGGACCAAGGCGCUCUCUCCUUCGACGUUAACUCGAGCUUGAUGUCCAUCCCCAACCUGAUGGCAGACCCCGGAUCUGGUUUUGGCAUGCCCAUGUCUCCAAUUUCCUCGGUACCUCAAACCCCGGCCAGUCCGUUCCGAAUAUCCACCCCGCAGGACAUGUACCAGUCACCCAUCCAGAACCACAUUCCAGUACCCGUCUCUUCACCUACACCCGUGAUGCCCUCGGCUCCGCCACCCAUGACGACUCUCCCCAACAGAUCGGAUGGUCCACAGAUUCGAUUGAAUCCAUUGGUGAUGAAAAACAACCUGAGUCAUUCCCUCCCGGUGACCACGCCUUUCAAAAACUCCCCAUACAACCAAGCCCAUUUCCAGAACCAAGAUUUCGAGCCAAUCCACUGGGAACCGAGUGACUCUCGAAGAUGAAGUUACGAGCCACAAUUUGUUUCCACGUCCGAAAC
Molecule: messenger RNA, 1600 nt
Organism: Penicillium cinerascens
Lineage: Eukaryota; Fungi; Ascomycota; Eurotiomycetes; Eurotiales; Aspergillaceae
Product: OTU family ubiquitin thioesterase
Exons: 8
Coding region: 114-1565 (483 amino acids)
Biological process (GO): protein K48-linked deubiquitination
Cellular component (GO): nucleus
Molecular function (GO): ubiquitin binding; cysteine-type deubiquitinase activity
Source: RefSeq, a predicted model, not a curated record